Messenger RNA from Paramecium pentaurelia, 728 nucleotides. The record is from the annotation of a GenBank genome assembly. NCBI's taxonomy places the organism in Eukaryota, Ciliophora, Oligohymenophorea, Peniculida, Parameciidae.
UGUACAUUAAAAUAUUCAUAUACUUAUAGGAGCGAUUUAUCAAUAGAAUAUUAGAAAGCAAUGACCUAAGGGAGAGUACUUGAUUGUCAUCUAUAACAUCCAGGAUUGGGAUGCAUUUCUUUUGCCUUAUUAAAGUAUUAAAAUAAAAAAGAAUUUAGAUUCUUAUUAACUGGAAAACGAUUUUCUAUAUUUUUUAUACCAAUGCACUUUAUUCCUAUUUUAAUAUUUAAGAGAAAAGAACUUAGAUCACAGUAAUUAUAAAAUUUUAAAUAGUCCUUUUACAACAAUAAAAAGAGCUUCUGUAAAUUGUUUAAAGUCUUUAUUAUUUCUCUCAUCAAUGGUAGGAAUCAUUAGAUUAACAAUUUGUUCUUUAAAAAGAUUAAAGAGACCAUUAGGAGGUAUUUUAUAUUAAAUAUAUAUUAAUAGGAAUUGAUGGAUUAAUAAUUGGUUUAUUUAGUGGUACAUCUAUUAUUUUAGAAUCUGAUGGAAGAGGAUUUGAAAUGACUCUUCAAUUAUUUCCUCGUUUUUGUGAGUCUAUUUAUAAUCAUUUUCAUAAGAAAUACCCAAAAUUAAAAAUGAAAAACUUUGAAUUGAUAUUAUUUAGUCUAUUGAUUGGAUUAAUUCAUUAUUGCUAUUAACAUAAUGUAAUUAAUUGUAUAAAAUAAUAGAGUUUAGUUAUAAAAUCAACAUAUUUAGCAUUAUUCAAAUAAUUUUGGGGAAAAAAUUGA